GGUAAAAGUCUACCUUUCAUAUUAGCUACGUUAAUGGUACUAGACGGAGUAAUACUAGUUAUUAUCCCGCUAAAGGCCCUUCGAGAUAACCUUAUCCGCCGUUAUCAUAAUGGUAGUAUUACUAUAGAAGUAUUCGACCCUACGCACCCCCCUCACGGGACGUCUAUUAUUAUUAUUACGCCCGAGUCUAUAAAAGGCGAACUGUUUAUAUAG
Pseudovirgaria hyperparasitica is the source of this 213-nucleotide messenger RNA. RefSeq lists its product as uncharacterized. The annotation marks the transcript as partial. NCBI's taxonomy places the organism in Eukaryota, Fungi, Ascomycota, Dothideomycetes, Acrospermales, Acrospermaceae. The transcript has a single exon. The record is from RefSeq and is a predicted model, not a curated record.